AUGUUUCAUGUCGAAGAAAUUUCAACCUCCACUUGUCUUUCAAAACGAGAAUCCAACCAAUGUGAAAAAGAUCCCAGUGAACCUCAAUUCCAUCAAUCAUUCGCUCAAAAAACUGUAUCGGACUGUACAAUAAGUUUCAUUCAGAGAGUUGACUGUUUAAAGCCUGGUCAAAAGGUUCCCCUCAAAAGUGACGUUUAUGUGAUCAAAAAGAUUGUGAUUGGAGAAUUGAAGGCAAAAGAAAAGAAGGCUUUAAAUUUAAAUCAACAAACUGGUGUCAAAGUUCCAGACUUUUGUGUUGAAAGUAUUUUCCCUCAUCAAAAGAUGGGUACCCUUGUCAAUGUUGUAUACUUUAUCAAAGUCACGGGAAAACUCUCGUUGGCGACUGAUCUGGAUUAUGAGUGCGGAUCACAACAACAAAAAACUCAAUAA
Molecule: messenger RNA, 429 nt
Organism: Naegleria fowleri
Lineage: Eukaryota; Heterolobosea; Eutetramitea; Acrasida; Naegleriidae
Exons: 1
Coding region: 1-429 (142 amino acids)
Source: RefSeq, a predicted model, not a curated record